This is a messenger RNA of Oryzias latipes (Japanese medaka), 3090 nucleotides long. RefSeq names its product eosinophil peroxidase. Lineage: Eukaryota; Metazoa; Chordata; Actinopteri; Beloniformes; Adrianichthyidae. Gene Ontology annotation, molecular function: heme binding; peroxidase activity. The record is from RefSeq and is a predicted model, not a curated record. Gene Ontology annotation, biological process: response to oxidative stress.
ACAGCCCUUCCUGAUGGACAGAGACAAGGAAGAAGGAAGUGCUCUUACUGACAGAAGCCUCACCUGCUGAACUUUGAGGGCGAGGCCUCCUCUCUAUCCACUGCAUAAAAGGGCCACAAUGUCAGAGGCAGCAUCACACAAGCUCCAGAGAGCAUCUGAACCCUGCACAGAAAUCAUCACAAACCAGAGAUGCUUCUUUCUGUUCUUUUUGUGAUGGGCAUUAGCCUGGUGCCUGCUCAAUCCAAGCCUACAGGUGAGACUCUCGGCAGUCCAUUUGUUCAGCAGUGCUUUGAGGAGGCCAAGAAAAUAGUAGAUGAUGCAUACAAAUACUCCAGAGAGGAGAGUCUAAGGAGAGUUCGUAAGGAAGUAGUGAGACCCCAUGAUGCCUUGCGUCUGCUGAAGCAGCCCCGUGGUGACACCCGCUCUGCCGUGAGGUCCGCUGACUAUAUGGCCCAAACGCUUCGCCUUGUCCAUGACAAGGUGCAUCAUUUGCACAAACGUUCCCUCAACGCAACAGAUUUGCUCACUGAAGAAGACAUUCUGAAACUUGCUGAGAUAAGUGGAUGCGCAGCACAAGCCCGACUUCCACAGUGCCUCACCAUACCCAACCUGAACAAGUACCGCACACCCACCAGUGUCUGCAACAACUUAAAAAAUCCUCGGCUUGGAGCCUCCAACACCCCCUUCACCCGCUGGCUGCCCGCUGAGUACGACGACGGCAUCUCUCAACCCAAAGGAUGGAACAGGAAAAGAACAUUCAACAACUUUGUGCUCCCAUUGGUACGAAAAGUGUCCAACAACAUUCUGAGCAUGACUGAUGCAAGCGUGGUCAACGAUGGGGAAUUUACCCACAUGGUCACUCUGUUUGGCCAGUGGAACGACCACGACCUCAGUUUCACGCCGUUCUCCCCCAGCAUCCGCUCCUUCACCAGCGGCUUGAACUGCGAUGAGAGUUGCGAGCAAUCUGAGCCUUGCAUCCCCAUCCCUAUCCCUCCUGGUGACCCCCGCCUGCCCUCCCGCCCGGACAGCUGCAUCCCCGCCUUCAGAUCUGCCCCCGUUUGUGGAACAGGGUACUCUGCCUACAACUUUGGAGGAGAGCCCAACAAGAGGGAGCAGAUCAACGCACUCACAGCCUUCCUGGACUUGGGACAGGUGUAUGGAUCUGAGGAGAAACUGGCCCUGUUCCUCCGUAACCUCAGCAGCGAUGCUGGUCUGAUGCGAGUCAACACAGAGUUCAGAGACAACGGCAGAGAACUGCUGCCCUUCCACCCCAUGCAGGUGCAGAUGUGCGCCACUCGCAGAAAAAUCACCAAAGACACCAAUGCCCAAGAAGUGCCGUGUUUUAUCGCAGGUGAUGUUCGUGUGGACGAGAACAUCGCUCUGACAUCCAUUCACACACUGUUUGUGCGAGAACACAACCGCCUUGCUCGGGGGCUGAAGAACCUGAACCCACACUGGGACAGUGAGACGCUCUACCAGGAGGCCCGCAAGAUCAUGGGAGCUUACACACAGAAAAUUGUGUUCAAAGACUACCUGCCUCAUAUCGUGGGCGAUGACGCGAUGAGGAACCAGCUCGGCCGAUAUCCAGGCUACAAUCCUGACAUUGACCCCAGCAUCGCAAACGUCUUUGCAACAGCAGCUUACCGCUUUGCUCACUUGGCAAUCCAACCAGCUCUAUCCAGACUGGAUGCAGACUACAGGGAGCAUCCCCAGUUCCCCAGUGUGCCCUUAUAUGAGGCCUUCUUCACCCCCUGGAGAGUGGUCUUUGAGGGUGGAAUUGACCCUGUGCUGCGUGGUCUGUUGGACCAACCCGCUAAACUGAACACCCAGGAUCAAAUGUUGGUGAAUGCUUUGAGGGAGAGGUUGUUCCAGUUCGUGCAGCACCUGGCUCUGGAUCUUGGUUCUCUAAACAUGCAGCGAUCACGAGAUCAUGGCAUACCUGGCUACAAUGCAUGGCGGAAAUUUUGCGGCCUGUCCCAGCCUAGCAACCUAGCGGAGUUGACCGAAGUUUUGAAAAAUGAAGAGCUGGCUCGCAGACUGUUGGAGCUCUACGGGACGGCUGAUAACAUGGACGUCUGGCUUGGAGGUGUGGCAGAGCCCUUCGUGCGCGGCGGUCGAGUGGGGCCCCUGUUCGCUUGCUUGAUUGCAACCCAGUUCCAGAAGAUCCGCCAGGGGGACAGGCUGUGGUAUGAGAACCCAGGCGUCUUCACUCGAGGCCAGAGGGCUGUUUUGGGUUCAGUUAAACUGUCCAAAAUCAUCUGUGACAACACUGACAUUACAUCGGUUCCCGUGGAUGCCUUCAAAGUCGUCUCAAGAACAAAUAGGCGGGUUCUCUGCUCCAGGCUUUCUAGUCUUAACCUGUCACCUUGGAGAGACAGAUCCUGUGGCUUCGGUGAAAACUGUGUCGGGAAAACAUAUCAAGAGGAUUAUUAUGAGGAGGACCUAAACAACAUAGAUUUAAAUGAGUUGGAUCAGACUGACCCUCAGGUCAACCCAGACCCUCAGGAAGACCUGGAAAACCUGAACAAUGAGAUCCAGUAGAUCAUCAUCAGAACCACACAGUCUGGCUUCUUGGUUCUUGUGAGCAUGUGCAGCUCCUCCUCAGUCAUGAAUUUUACAACAAAACAGAACUGCAUCCACAUGGACUAGUCGGUCCACGUGUCAUCCGAGGGAUCAGUUCAUGAGAUUUUGUCCCACUUGGCAUUAAAAGAUGAAUUGUUGCGAAGGACAAAUCUCUAAAAGUUACCUAUUGGAAAUCGUUUGCCAUUUUGACUCAGCAUAUGUUCAACCAUAAAAUUACAUUUUUAUGUUAUAUUUUGGUUUACAAAAUGAAUUUACAAAAAUGGCAUUUUGAAUAUGAAUGAAUCAGAUCUGCCAAACCAUGUUACAGCUUGCAUUUUAAAAAGAUUUCUUUUGCUUCCUUCUUUCUUUUUGGACAGUUUUAAUGAUUUACCAGAGUUUAAAUAAAUGUUUCAUGCUUGAAUUAGAAAUUAAUUUUCUCUAGAUGAAUUCUCGGUCUGCAUUGUUUUACCUCAGUCAUUUCAUUGUACCUUGUAUUUCACAUCCUGCUUUUAAUAAAAUAUUAAACAG